AUGGCGGUCGAUGAUCGAUCGGAAGCAAUCGUGAAGACAUUCGCCGUAAAACCAAAACUCAAACCCACUACAAACAAAUCAACCCCAACACCGGAAUCCAAAUACUGGAAAUCGUUCAAGCCAAAACAAACACAAACCCUAGUAUCAUCCAUAACUUCACUUUCUUUUUCCCCAACAGCUCCACAUGAUAUUGCCGCCACCCACUCUGCAACUGUCACUAUCUUUUCAUCGCAAACCCUAGAACCCAAAUCAACUAUCUCCUCCUUCAAAGACACCGCUACCUCCGCAUGUUUUCGUUCUGAUGGGCAACUGAUUGCCGCUGGUUCAUAUUCUGUUGCCACCGCCGGUGGAAAUAAUGUGAAAAUUUGGGAUGUGAUUGGUGGUGGUAAGCUGUUGCAUUCUAUGGAAAGCCACAACAAGACUGUAACUUCACUAUGUGUGGGGAAAAUAGGGAAAGAUAGUGGUGAGUUCUCAAACCAGUAUCGGAUUUUGAGUGUUUCAUUAGAUGGGUAUACGAAAGUAUUCGAUUAUUCAACAUUGAAGAUCACCAGCUCGAUAAGGUAUCCAUCUUCUCUCAUGUCAGUAGCAUUCUCACCAGAUUGCACAACUAGGGUGAUUGGUACUUCAAAUGGGAUUCUAUACGCAGGGAAGAGGAAAACUGAUGAAAACCUGGGGUCUGUUAAAUCUGAAUGGGGAAAAUACGUUGGUUUUGGAGCCAUAGAUGAGCCUGAAAAGAGAGUUCUAAGGCCUUCUUAUUUUCGUUACUUCCACAGAGGCCAAAAUGAGAAGCCUUCAAAAGGAGAUUACUUGAUCAUGAGACCAAAAAAGGUGAAACUGGCUGAACAUGACAAACUGUUGAAGAAAUUUCAUCACAAAGAAGCUUUAGUAUCUGCUUUAAGAGCAAAAAACCCUGAAAACAUAGUAGCAGUGAUGGAGGAGUUGGUGUCAAGAAAGAAACUUUUGAUGUGUGUUUCAAAUUUGGGGAUGGAGGAACUUGGGUUGCUUUUGAGUUUCUUACAGAGAUACUCAACAAAGCCAAGGUAUGCUGGGGUGUUGAUUGCGUUGGCUAAGAAAGUUGUUGAAAACCGAGCUGAUGAUAUUAGUGGUUCAGAGGAACUAAAAGGCCAUAUUCGAAAUCUAAAGAGGUCAAUCAUGGAGGAGAUAAGAAUCCAACAAUCUUUGCAAGAAAUACAAGGUUUUGGGGUUUAA
Lactuca saligna is the source of this 1209-nucleotide messenger RNA. Lineage: Eukaryota; Viridiplantae; Streptophyta; Magnoliopsida; Asterales; Asteraceae. The record is from the annotation of a GenBank genome assembly.